Molecule: messenger RNA, 4750 nt
Organism: Gopherus flavomarginatus (Mexican gopher tortoise)
Lineage: Eukaryota; Metazoa; Chordata; Testudines; Testudinidae
Gene: ROBO4
Product: roundabout guidance receptor 4
Exons: 19
Coding region: 403-3789 (1128 amino acids)
Biological process (GO): synapse organization; axon guidance; dendrite self-avoidance
Cellular component (GO): axon; neuronal cell body; plasma membrane
Molecular function (GO): cell-cell adhesion mediator activity; axon guidance receptor activity
Source: RefSeq, a predicted model, not a curated record
GGAAUUAGAAAAAGCAAAUUCCUACGGCAAGGGGCUUGUUUGUCUGCGACACUGGCUUGGCAGGGGCGGAUCCCAGCUCUCCUGCCAUGCAGCAGGAAACAGGAAGGUUUGUGCUCGCCCCCUCCUGCCUGCGCUCUGAGGAGGGCUCAUUAAGCAGCCCUGUUUUCAAACUGAAGUUGCAGGCAACAAAGCUGGAGUUCACACACACUCCCCUCCACUCAGCAAACAGGCACCAGCGUGCACCCGGCAGGGAGAGGAGCCUUCUGAGGUGUGUGGGGGACAAACUGGUGGGAGCUACAGCGCCCCAGGCCCACGUGCAGCGCAGCAGCUUAGGGGCGAGUGAAUAGGUUCACCCUUUGCCUCGAGUCCCUCUGCACCGACCAUCCCAGCGACUGGGAGAGCAUGGCAGCAGCGUGGAUUGCACUGCAGGGGCUACUGCUGGGCGCAGCCUUGCUGCAGCUGGAAGGGUCAAAGUCCCAUUCUGAGGAGUUCCCGCCCUACAUCAUUGAUCAUCCAACAGACUUGGUGGUGCGUUGGGACCAGCCUGCCACCCUAAACUGUCGCGUGGCAGGGAGCCCGGCACCCACUAUUGAGUGGUACCGUAAUGGGGAGUAUGUGGAAACGAGCAAAGACAACGUUUAUUCCCAGCGCACGCUUCUGCCUGAUGGGUCGCUCUUCUUCCUCCGCCUCAACCAGCGGAAGGGCCAGUCCGACGAAGGGGUGUACACCUGCGUAGCCACGAACCACCUGGGCACAGCCAGCAGCAAGAACGCGUCCCUCUACAUUGCCGCGCUGCGGGAAGAUUUCCGGCUGCAGCCCAGCGACCUGCUGGUGACAGUGGGGGAGCAGGUGCUGUUAGAAUGUGUGCCCCCGAGGGGGCAUCCUGAGCCCACCAUCUCCUGGAAGAAGGACGGGGUCCCCAUAAGCCAGAAGGCUGGCCAUUAUGAGGUCUCCAGCGGGAAGCUCCUGAUGGUGCACGCCCAGAGGAGUGAUGCUGGGCUGUAUGUGUGUGUGGCUUCCAACCAGGCAGGCCAACGAGAGAGCAAAGCUGCCCUGGUGUCUGUCCUGGAAAAGCCAACGUUCACUCGCAGACCCAGUGAUAUUGUGGCUAAAUUUGGCAGCACCGUCCAGCUGGGGUGUGGUGUUGAGGGGGACCCACUGCCCAAAGUAUGGUGGCACAAGGAGCACGGAGAGCUGCCCUGGGGCAGGCACGAGGUGGACGAGGAGAACACCUUGCGGAUUCAUUACGUGACAACACUUGAUUCCGGCAGGUACAUCUGCACGGCCCAGAACCAGGUGGGCACCGCCUCGGCCAAGGCCUCGCUCACUGUGCAGGACCCUCUGGACACUGGGCAGAGGGAGUGGCCGAAGGACAUCCCGCGGGAGAUGAUGGAUGUCCAGCUGUACCUGGACAACAGCACCACGCUCCCCUCCUCAUCUGCCGUCUACCUGCACUGGAAGGUGAUCCGCCCAUCCCAGCACACUGAGGGCCAUGCUGUGCUGUACCGCUCCCUGCUGCCGGUCAGCACGGACUGGGUUGAACGGAAGGUGCCCCGGGAGCACAGCAUCAUCAUCCCAGCCCUCAAGAGAGGCUACAAGUAUGAGUUCAAGGUUCGGCCCUAUGCCGGGAAGGUCCAUGGCCUGGACAGCAACGUCAGGCAACUCUGGAUCCCGGAGGAAGUGCCUAGCGCACCUCCUCAGCAUGUCACCAUCACAGCAGUGGAGGAUGGGAAUGGCACAGUGCUCAUCAGCUGGGACCCCCCUCCCCACCACACACACAACGGCAUCAUCCGGGGCUACAAGGUCUGGUACCUGGGCAAUGAAACUCACCAUCACUUGAACAGGACCGUGAAUGGAGGGACUCACAGUCUGGAAACAGUCAUGCUGCCGGCUGGGGUUAAAUACUGUAUCCAGGUAGCAGCCUUCAAUGGAGCUGGGCUCGGGGUGCCCAGCAAUGCCACAUGCAGCAGCGUAGAGCCCUUGGUGGAAAAGAUGGCCAGGACUCCGGCUGUGCUCUCCGUCAGCCACAUCCUGGCAGUGAUUCGCCAGCCUGUCUUCAUCGCUAGUGUGGGCUCGCUGCUCUGGCUCGUGUUGAUGGUGCUGGCUGUCUACCUGUGCCAAAACCACGCCAGGCGUUACAGCCAAGAACAGCAGCACGCCGUGGGCAAAGGUCUGUGCCGAUAUGCCAGUGACGACACCAUCGUCAAGCACAAGAUGGACGUGAGUGACUCCCCGUGGCUGGCUGACAGCUGGAAAGCCACCUCCUGCUCCAAGACCUUCAGCAGCAGCAGCAGCAGGUCGAGCAGUCAGCUCCUGUGGGCUGAGACCAAAGACAGCCUGGACUUCCACCGCUCCACCAUGUCCUUUGACAGGCCGAGCCGGAGCUCCCAGAUCCCGGGUGUCCCACGGGGGCCCGACAGCAGCAGCCUGUACCGGGUGCUCUAUGUCGACCUUCCUGCCAAGGACAUGCAAACCUUCCACCGCCCCCCGCUGCCCAGCACCCCUGGCCCUCACCGCAGAGCCGCGGAGCCUCGGGGACCCACCGACCCCAAGCUCGGGCCCCAUUACAGGCAGAGCCUCGGCAUGGAGAGCAGCUGUGUGGGGGGAGCCGAAAAAAGAGGGCUGUGGAAGCCAGCGGGCCCCGGGCCCCCCAGCCUCACCCUGCAGGGACCCUGGGAGAGUAGCAGCAAGAGAGAGCUGCAGCAGGUGCACAGCACCCCUGUGCUGUCACCCAGCCUCCCGGCAUACUCCAGCAGCCCUAGCAGUGUGCCCAGUACCAGCAGCCCAGGAAAGCGCCAUGCAGGAAAAGGAGAGAAUACCAAAGUGCUGAAAACCUUCAGCUCCCCCAAGCUGCUGCAAUCCAGAGGCUCACUGCACAGAACUGGCACAUUGCCCCCCCCUCCAGCUCCUCCCACUCCACACAGCCCCCAGGGCCAGGGCAUGCAGCCAGAGAGCAGAGACGGUGGGGAGGCAGCCAGGCCUUUCCCGGCUGGAGAGUUGCAGCAGAGCACAGAGAACGCCCUUCGGAGUGUGCUGCCCUCACCCGCGCUGCCCUACCGCCGCCUCGCCGCUGCCUCUCCCGCACCCUCUCUCGGCGACGAUGGGGAGGCCGUGCUGACGCCGGACCAGGUGGCUGCGUACCUGGAGCUCAGUGCGGAGGCCGAGUGCCAGAGGCCCCGGCAGGAGAGCUCCUUCUCCCCCCCUCACACCUACGGGUACAUCUGCGGCCCGCUGCUCUCUGAGCUGGGGGCAGGGCCUGCCCCCAAAGAGGACAACGACCCCGACGCGGAGGGGGGCGGCUGCCAGUCCAUGCCCUUCCUGCGCCGGUACUGCCGGACGCCCUCGUCCAGCUCGCUGGGCGGCUCCCUGCUCAACGGCUGGGGCUCCGUCUCCGAGGAGAACUUCACUAGCACCCGCUGCAGCCUGGUCAGCUCCUCCGACGGCUCCUUCCUCGUGGACGCCAGCUUCGCGCAGGCCCUGGCCGUGGCGGUGGACAGCUUCUGCUUUGGGCUGAGCCCGAGUGAGGCCGAGCCGGCCUACCCAGACUUCUCGCCACCCGUCUCCCCGCUGGAUAGGUUCCUUCCCCGUCCGGAGCACUGGGAGGGCAUGGCAUGGGCUGGAGCAGAGCCCCUUCCCCAUCCCACCUGGGAGUGGAGCACCGGCUGGCUGGAGGACAUGGAGGCCAAGUAUUCCCAGAGGCCUGAAGGGAUACCUGCCGCUGAGAAGCCGGAGGGGAAGGCAGCACUGAAUGGGACCCGGCCCCUUACUGGGCCAAACGGCAAGUGUUAGUGCUGGUGCUGGCUGGCACACGGGGACUGGGACGCUGGCAGGCCGGCCUGCUCUGGCAUCGCAGCGCUGCAUCCUCCCCAGCCAGGAGAUCAGCCAGAGCCCUUAGCAUCCCUGGGCUCUUCAGGGCAUGUCUACACCUAGACCCUGCGGCUGGCCCCUGCCAGCUGACUCGGGCUGUGGGGCUGUUUCAUUGCGGUGUAGAGGUUCAGGCAUGGGCUGCAGCCUGAGCUCUGGGCCCCUCCCUCUUGGCAGAGUCCCAGAGCCCUGGCUCCAGGCCUUGCUCCCAUGCUGGGGUUGGAACAGAAUCCUGUCCUCUGCGGAGCUCCCUGUGACACACGGUGCCUAGGCGAGGUGCCAGCCAGGCCAGACACAGGAGCACCCUCCGCUCACCCCUAGGGAGCACUGAGAAAAACCCACUGGGAUACUCCCCAGGAGGGGAGGCAGAACAAUCAAAGGGAGAGUCCUGGAGCCCGCUCCUACCCAGUGGCUAGGAAAGGGAGGAGAGUUCCCCACCCAGCCUGUGACCGGGAGCAGGAAAAAUCCCCAAACAGCCCCCUCUGGCAUCUCCUUGGAUAAGUGCCCCAGCCCCUUCCUGCUGCCGAACACUCUCUGCCCCGUAGCGCUCCCAAGUGUGAGUGCCACCCUCAGGAUAGAGUGAUAAAAACCUGGGCACAAACCCCUGAACUUCGAACCAACCAACUGCCCCAAGUGCAAACUGCACCGGCACUCUGACAGCCAAAACACGGAGCCCUGCCAGCCCCAGGGUGCUCUGCUCUGGCUUGCCACCCAUGGGAGCAUAUCUCCCUGACAGGUGACCCUGAAGACCAAGAAUCACAGCAGUAGUCAGGUACCCCCAGUCCCCAAGGACCAGUCACUUGGCCCAGGUCAGUUGCAUGUUAGGUCUCACCAAGGACAAUGCUUGUGGCCAAUCCUCUAAUAAACUACAUGAAGAUUUAUUACC